GCAAUGAUUCGCCAUGCCGAAUAUGACUAGAUCGGAUAUUGUAUGAAAUAUGAUAUAUCACCUGCAGCCAUCGGAAGAUGGCAUAUCAAGCGAGGACACAUCGGAGCAUGGUCGUUAGGAGCCCCUUUUACAAUCGCUCUGGGGUGGGUUUGGUAUUAUAUGGAUAAUGGCCCAGAUAUUCCCACGGAUAAUAGCUGGGAAGGUUUCCAAUAUAAAUAGAAUAUGGCGAGACAGGAGUGGGAGGCCCUGAGAGUCAUACGCAGAUGGAUAGGGUAGAACUUGGUCACCAUUAUCUGAUGCGAGAGUCGCGACGAAAACGAAAAUGUCUAAUCGUGAAAGUACCGACCCUCGGAAUGAACGAGCACGCCGUAGUUCCCGGAGAUCUAGGCGGAACCCAAGAUCUAUUAGAAGAGACAACCAUACUAGCAAUAGCUCGGCUCAAAUGGAUAUACAGACUCAUAAUGCGACGCAUGGCUCUAACGGAUAUGUGCUCCAUCUCACUUCUGGUCCGGGACAAAGGGUUGAUAACAAUGUGGCGCUUAACGAUGACGAUAGCGAACAAGCAAAUUGCAACGCUAGUCUACACAACGGGCCCCUUUUGGCUCACAUGCCUCCUGACCAGCACACCACGAAUGGUUACAACCAUGGGAUAUCAAGGAAUGAUGACCCAGACGCUGUUGAUCAAGCUCACGAAGUCAGGCACCAUCAGCUCACAUUAACCCACGACAACCUGGAGCGAUAUCUAACUCGGCAAGAUGGAGUCCAUAACUACGCACUUGAAUAUUGGAGAACACAGCCUCUAGAGGAUGGUCCUAUUCGAUUAAUACCUGAGCUCCUUGAACUGAAUGCUUGGGACCAGAGCGAUGCUAUUUAUGGCCGAGAGAGUGACAUGGAAGCUACAAAGGGCGAGUCUCCUAAUGAGCAGUUGGGCUAGGGAAGGCGAGUGAUUGGUAUACGAAUAAAUCCGACCAAUCAACUAGAUAUAUUUUAUGUAGGAUAUGUAUCUCGCCAGAGCUAUUCUUUUCUACAGCUCAACUUCUAGAGACAUGUGAGGCUAACACAUUAUAGAG
Molecule: messenger RNA, 1070 nt
Organism: Hypoxylon trugodes
Lineage: Eukaryota; Fungi; Ascomycota; Sordariomycetes; Xylariales; Hypoxylaceae
Exons: 2
Coding region: 323-934 (203 amino acids)
Source: RefSeq, a predicted model, not a curated record